AUGAAGCGCCAGACCCGGCUCCUGGAAGAGCAGUUCAAGAACAACGGGUGCCCAGCUGCGUUUAAAGAGCUCGAAGCCAACCGCAACCGGAUCGAGGAAGUGAGGGCGGCGAUGCAAGCAGAACGGGAUGGAGUGAGAACGCAGUUGGAAUCGAUGAAGGCUGCGCUAGAGGCGGUGAAAACGGAGAACAGCGGAUUGCAAGACACGAGAGGUAACACGAGCACAAUGCAGAAGAAGCGUGACUUCAUUCUGGGCAAAAUGAAGGAGGCGUUUGGAUCGAAGACGGCGGACGCUGAAGAGUUCAAGGCGCUUGCGGUCGAGUUCUGGGAGAAAGAAAUGAGUUGGUCCACGACAAGACAGUCACCGAGUUCUUAG
Molecule: messenger RNA, 375 nt
Organism: Phytophthora sojae
Lineage: Eukaryota; Oomycota; Peronosporomycetes; Peronosporales; Peronosporaceae
Exons: 3
Coding region: 1-375 (124 amino acids)
Source: RefSeq, a predicted model, not a curated record